Phymastichus coffea is the source of this 952-nucleotide messenger RNA. It is a transcript of the gene GstT3, whose product is annotated as glutathione S-transferase theta-3. The record is from RefSeq and is a predicted model, not a curated record. Lineage: Eukaryota; Metazoa; Arthropoda; Insecta; Hymenoptera; Eulophidae. The transcript has 5 exons. Gene Ontology annotation, biological process: glutathione metabolic process. Gene Ontology annotation, molecular function: glutathione transferase activity. Gene Ontology annotation, cellular component: cytoplasm. The coding region runs from base 276 to 944 and encodes 222 amino acids.
AAAACAAAUUUAAUAGCAGACAUAGAUGCGCACGCAUUCGUUUCACGAAUUCACAGCUGACUGCACUCGGCGUUAAACACUUGUUUGAUUCUCAUGUAAGUAAAGGAGGUAGAUCGACACAUACCAAAUAUUACACCAUAUACCGAUCGUAACAGUUUCGUCUUGUCUACAAUGUUUUCAUUUAAAUACCGAAAUUUACACUGUUGAUAAAAGCGGGAAUUUCAAAAACGGAACUUCGAUAUCCUUUAGACAUUGCAAAAUCUUACAAUUCAAAAAUGAGAUUAAAAUUGUACUAUGAUUUUCUCUCUCAACCUUCGAGAGCGCUGUAUAUAUUUUUGAAAAAAUGUAACAUACCUUUUGAACCCCAAUUCGUGAAUCUUUGGAAAUUGGAGAAUUUUAAACCAGAAUUUGAAAAAAUUAAUCCAUGGAAGAAAAUUCCAUGUAUAGAACACAAAGGAUUCCUUCUGUCAGAGAGCGUAGGUAUAUUUCGCUACCUUUGUCGUGAAUUCAAAGUAGAUGACCACUGGUAUCCAAAAGACUCGCAACUGCAAGCGAAAGUUGACGAAUAUUUGGAGUGGCAACACUUGAACACGAGACUGCAUUGCACAACGUAUUUUCGUGUCAAGUAUCUACUCCCUUUGAGAACUGGUAAGCCAGCCAAAGCGGACGUUGCAAGAGAUUUGCAAGCAUCGAUGAUCGAAUGUUUGGAUCACAUUGAACAUAUUUGGUUGAAAGAUAAUAAGCCCUUUAUAGCGAACGACAGCAUAAGCAUAGCCGAUAUCCUUGCUGCUUGUGAAAUCGAGCAACCGCGACUUGCUGAUUACGAUCCACGAGAAGGCCGACCAAACUUGACCGCAUGGCUUGAUCGCGUAUCUAAGGAAUUGUCGCCCCAUUACAACCAUGCACACGCUGGCGUGAACGAAGUAUCCAGCAAAUAUAAGUAACCAACCAA